UUUAUCAUGUUUUCCCAAGCAGAGGAUGAUCUUUCUUGUUCUGUCUGCCAAGACAUCUUCAAAGACCCUGUUGUCCUGCAGUGCAGCCACAGCUUCUGCAAAGUCUGUCUGCAGAGUUGGUGGUAUGAGAAACAAGUACAGAUGUGUCCACUUUGUAAAGAAAUAUCUUCAUCCAGCGAGCCACCCUGCAACCUGGCGCUGAAGAACCUGUGUGAAACUUUCCUACUGGAAAGAGGACAGAAGGUUCCUGCUGAGUCUGAGGAUCUCUGCCAUGUGCACCAUGAGAAGCUCAAACUGUUUUGUCUGGAUCACCAGAAGCCCGUCUGCCUCAUCUGUCGGGAUUCUAAAGCUCACAGCAACCACAGCUUCAGACCCAUCGAUGAAACUGUUUGCCAACACAGAGAGGAGCUCAACGGUUACCUGAUGCUCCUAAAGGAGAAACUGCAUCUGUUUAAUGAAGUUAAAGAAAACUUUGAUCAAACUGGAGAAUACAUGAAGGUCCAGGCCAAGCGGACAGAAAAGCAGAUUAAGGAUCAGUUUAAGAAACUUCAUCAGUUUCUACAAGAAGAAAAGGAGGCCAGGAUCUCUGCUCUGAGAAAGGAAGAGAGGCAGAAGAGGACGGUGCUGAACCAGAAGAUUGAGGCUCUGAAGGAGCAGAUUUCAGCCAUGUCAGAAAUAAUCAGAACCACCGAAGAUGAGCUGAGGGCUCCAGACAUCUCAUUCUUACAGAACUACAAGACUACAAAGUUUGGAAUCCAGCGGCGCCCCCUGCUGGAUUAUACUAAACCUGUUUCCGGACUUCUAAUAGAAGAGGCCCAACAUUUGGGCAACCUGGUGCAUAAUAUCUGGAUCAAGAUGAAGAACAUAGUUUCGUUCUUUCCUGUCAUUAUGGAUCCAAACACAGCUCACCCAGAACUCUUCCUGUCUGAUGAUCUGACCUCUGUUACAUUUGGACCAAGGCAGAAGCUCCCUGACAACCCAGAAAGGUUUGACCAGCACUGCUGUGUUCUGGGCUUUGAGGGGUUUGAUUCAGGGACUCACAGCUGGGAUGUUGAAGUUAGACAUUAUAAAUGCUGGGGCGUUGGUGUGAUAAAGGAGUCGGUUCUGAAAAAAGGCGAAAUACAGACUGGUUACUGGGAGGUUUGUCUAACUCAUGGAAAAUACGAAGUGUUGUCUCCACCCCUGCCAGAUAAAACUCUCUCAGUGAAAAACCUCCAGAGGAUCAGAGUUCAGCUGGAUUUUAAUAAAGGGAGGCUCUCAUUUAUUGAUCUGGAUAUGAAUAAAGUCAUUCACAGCUUCAAACACUCUUUUAAUGAGAAGCUAUUUCCUUACUUUGCGAAUAACAAUGAGUCAUCCCUGAAGAUAUUGCCAUCAGCAAUCUCUGAAACAUAGCAUGCAUUCUCUUUGACAGCCGGUUUCUGGUUUUGUUUGAGUAAGCAUGCUUUAAAAUCCUCUCACUGAAAAUUUCUAUUUGUGUUUUUAUCUUUAUGAUCAUAUUUACAACACAGUGCAGAAAUAUUCAUACCUCUUUCACUUUUUUCCUUACUUUACAACCACAAUCAAAGUGUUUCACUGGGAUUAUAUGUGAUGGGCCGACACAAAGUAUGGCAUAAUUGUUCAGCGGAAAGAAAACGAUAAUUACAUUUUCGAAUUUUACAAGAAUACACUCUAAUUUAAAAUGUGUUGUGAAUGUCUGAAUAUGUUAUUGCUUUAUUCCCAACUAAUAUUUUAUAAUUUUAUCUUAGUGUAAGUCUAAUAAUCAGAUAUGUUUGUUAAAAUGAAGCUUUUUAUUUUUGGGGGCUUUUUUGCUAAUGCACAGCAGACGCAGAUGAGACAUAAAUUAACAGUUUGUUAAGGUUUUACUCUCUGAUGUCCAGAUUUUUGUUUCGAUUUUAUCAGACUGUGUUCAUCUUUUAUAAGAACAAUUCAAGUGUGUUUAAUGCAUGGACAAUAAACAAGUUUAAGUCAGAUUUGAUGCACAUUAUCUCAUUUUAUGCAGUUUAUUGAAGCAACAAUGAUCCGUAUUACGUUUUAUUUAUUGUCAUCAGCAGAUUAAAACGUUGUAAUAUAAUUACAUGGUUAAUCUUCAGGGGGUAGACCUUAAUUAAAACAGUAAACUUUACUUUUAAUAUCUUUGUGUGGUUCAGUAAAAAAUGGUUUAGUAAAUAAAAUUCUCUUUACCUUUGAGUUUUUGAGUUUUAACAUUAUGAUUUAAUUCAGCAUGCUUUUAUAAACUGGCUUUUCAUUUAUUAGAUAAACAGUGACUGCAAAACAAUCACCUCUUCUGGUGCAGAAAUGGCUUGAAUGUAAAAACGCUUGAAAAAAACAAUCAGUCAGAAGGUUUUUGAUGGAAAAUUACA
Girardinichthys multiradiatus is the source of this 2360-nucleotide messenger RNA. Its product is annotated as zinc-binding protein A33-like. The transcript has a single exon. Bases 7 to 1392 code for a protein of 461 amino acids. Gene Ontology annotation, molecular function: protein binding; zinc ion binding. Lineage: Eukaryota; Metazoa; Chordata; Actinopteri; Cyprinodontiformes; Goodeidae. The record is from RefSeq and is a predicted model, not a curated record.